AUUUUUAUUACAGAAGAACUUUGUAAUUGGAACAACACUGUGACCAAGACAGACCUCCGGAAUACAAGCUAUAUUAUUCAUGUUGAUGUAUUUUCACAGUUUCUUAUCGGUCGUAAAACAGUGAUGAUAGAAAUCCCAAUGCCUGAAGCCUCGUUCGUUAUUAUGCUUUGCUUAUUAGUUCGUAUUCCUGUCUCUAGAACAGAAGAAGUAUUUCACCUGAGAGACCGUCAUCAUUAUUUAAGAUACAGAACAUUCAAUGACAAAAACUUGAUCACCUCAAAAGAAAAGGCAGAGGAUAUCUUAGCAAAAUAUGGAUAUUUGAAGUGUGGCUCUAGGAGACAAAAACGAUCAGUGUUUCCAGGUUUCUUUCAUAUUCUUCCAGAAGUAGGAAGUAGGUUCAAACCAUAUCGUGCCUGUACUAGAUCAGAUUUGGAGAAUGCAAUCAAGAAUUAUCAGAAAACGUAUAACACACCUCAGACAGGUCGUCUGGAUGCAGGAACGUUACAAAUUAUGAGUGAGUCUCGCUGCGGAAACUCAGAUGACGAAUCAGCAGCUGUGCCUUUUCAGCCUAUGCAAUUAGGCCUAAGAUCUGGAUAUCCUCCUGUAAAGCGUUUCAAACGGGAAGUUCCAAAACUGACAUUAGCUUUGCACGACCUGAUUAUGACGCCAUCGAGAAAGCCUUUCACGAGACUUGCACCCUCAACCUCAACCCAGUUUUCUUUCUCCAAGAGGCGACGAUGGAUGAAAGAUUACAUUGAGCAAAUAGAGAGCGGAGUUUUUGACCGGAAGCUGGAGAAAAUGCACGAAUACAUCCAAUCUCGAAGAAAAAAGCGUUCUUUACACAAUGUUGAAAGAUAUGCUUUUAAUUCGGAAGUGGUCACUUGGCGUUUAGUAGAAUCAGGAUACAGUAAUCAGUUGACAAUAAACACUCAGAGGGGUGCAUUGGCGUUAGCCUUUAGGAUGUGGGCCGAAGUAAUCCCAUUGCAGUUCCAAGAAGACACCCUGUCUCCGAUCAAUAACGUCGAUAUUCUGAUCGCCUUUGGAAGAGGAGAUCAUCAGAACUGUCCAAAUCAUUUUGAUGGAUUUGGAGGUCAACUUUCUCACGCAGUCAAAAUAACUGGAAAUUCAGAAAUCCACGUGGAUGACGAUGAACAUUUAACAGUCGCUUCUGACCGCGGAACAAAUCUCGUUAAAGUAGCAAGCCACGAGGUAGGACACGCUUUGGGGAUGCUUCACACGUCCAGGAACUACUCCAUCAUGUACGCUAUUUACUCCCAAGUUAUCCCUAAUAAUAACUUCGAACUUGGAUGGGAAGACAGGAAAUCUGUCCAACAAAUGUAUGGGACCUGUGAGGGACGUUUCGACACUGUCUUUGACUGGGUCAGACGACGUCCCGAUGGCCAGCUCAUUUAUAACACCUACUUUUUCCGAGACAAUCAUUAUUGGAUGUAUGAGAAUCGCUUUAACCGUACCAGGUACGGCGAUCCAUUGCCUAUAAAUCCAGAAUGGAAAGGAAUCCCUAAUAACAUCGAUGGUUUUGUACACGUGUGGACAUACCUACAGGACAAGUCGUAUUUCUUCAAAGGUCGUUACUAUUACCUGUAUGACAGUAUUAACGAUCGGGUCGCUCCAGGAUAUCCCAGAACUAUAUCGAGCGAUUUUAGGAAUAUCCAAGGGUCAAAAUCUCCCAGAAUUCCGGAUAAUAUUGACUCUGUCUUCUUCGAUCAAAGAAACACUGUUUUAUACUUUUUCAAAGGAAAAUAUGUCUAUGCUUAUGAUGUAGAACGAGGAAGUGAAGGAUGUUGUUUGCCUGGUUACCCUCGUGAAAUUUACCUAGAAUUUCCGUCUACCGAUCCAAAAUCCAAGCUUCCGCUCAAUCUGGAUGCCGUUUACUACUCUUAUUCCGACAGGAGCAUGUACUUCUUCAAGGGCAAGUAUUACUGGAAGAACAGGGCAUUUAACCCUCUUGACAGGAGGCGAAGGAACGCCAUUGUUGGACCAAAGCUUAUAUCUUCCAAAUGGUAUGAUAUUUGUGAUACCGAAGUGUGACAUUCUGGCUGUGCCUUAUGAUCUUUUGUAAUUUGCAACGGCCUAUUCUCUAGAAGAAAUGCACAAUUAUAACAUUUUUUGAUAAUGAAUUCAUAAAAACGUUGCCGUUAAGGCUAUGCUGUAAAUAAGUGAGAAGAAACGAUGAACAGUUUUCUUAUUUUUCAUAAUCCACCUGGUGUUUAUUUAAACUCGUAUUGUACAUGACGCUUAAGAGAAUUAUUUUUAUUAUAAUUAAAUUACAGUAUUGUUUCAAACGCCUAUACUCGAAACACGAACUAUUUAAUUCAAUGACCAUUGUAAGUAAUUUGGUUCAAUAUUUUGUAAAUCAGGAGUGAAAUUCUGCCGGUACUCACUGGUACUGAAUAAAGGAACUUUUUUUUAAGACGGUACUAGUACCGGGACUUAUUUGAGCUUCUUUGUCUUUUUUUUAUGUUUAUACUUUGAUUUUUGUUUCUUUUUUCAAAAGCAGGUCCACUAGAAUUUCACCCCUGUUGUAAAUUAUGUAUAUCUCUAAAAGUGAAUGAUUGUUUUUUAAAGUUUUAAUAGCCUUGUCGUCAAUAAAUUGUUACAACCAUC
Messenger RNA from Limulus polyphemus (Atlantic horseshoe crab), 2625 nucleotides. RefSeq names its product matrix metalloproteinase-21-like. The coding region runs from base 124 to 2049 and encodes 641 amino acids. Gene Ontology annotation, molecular function: metalloendopeptidase activity; zinc ion binding. Gene Ontology annotation, biological process: extracellular matrix organization; proteolysis; collagen catabolic process. Lineage: Eukaryota; Metazoa; Arthropoda; Merostomata; Xiphosura; Limulidae. The transcript has 8 exons. The record is from RefSeq and is a predicted model, not a curated record. Gene Ontology annotation, cellular component: extracellular matrix.